Molecule: messenger RNA, 1531 nt
Organism: Seriola aureovittata
Lineage: Eukaryota; Metazoa; Chordata; Actinopteri; Carangiformes; Carangidae
Gene: sod3a
Product: superoxide dismutase 3, extracellular a
Exons: 2
Coding region: 135-794 (219 amino acids)
Biological process (GO): removal of superoxide radicals
Molecular function (GO): superoxide dismutase activity; copper ion binding
Source: RefSeq, a predicted model, not a curated record
GAAGGUCUGCUCCACCCUCAACAAGCAACGCCCACUGACACGCUUAUACAACACUUAUGAAACAUAGACGAUAAACACGGAACCACUCAACAAGAGUGAAAACUCUUUACCAACAGGUUUCCCGUCGUUUUUUCAUGCUGACCAUGCGUUUUCACGGGUCAGUGCGUCUAUUGGAAAUUGCUCUUUUGGUUCUCCUGGCAGUCUGUCAACAAUGUGUCUCAGCUGACAGUGACAUUUUGGCUCCACCAGAAGUCUCGCAGCACAAUGGCACCAUGUAUGCAGUGUGCAAAAUGAGACCCAGCUCAACAAUACCCGAGGGUCUGCCCAAAGUGUACGGUCAGGUGCUGUUUAAACAGGAUUAUCCUCAUGGAAAACUCAAAGUCCUUCUCCGGUUCAAUGGCUUCCCCACGGAGGGUAAUCCAGAGCCUAGAGCGGUGCACAUCCAUCAGUACGGAGACCUGAGACAGGGGUGUGACUCCACUGGUGGCCACUACAAUCCACGCGGUGUACAUCAUCCAAACCACCCGGGAGACUUUGGGAACUUUGAGCCCCAGGAAGGAAAAAUCAUUACGUUGAUAGAAUCUGAUGCAACACUGUUCAAAGAGCUUUCUGUGAUCGGAAGAGCGGUGGUGGUCCAUGAAAAGAGAGAUGACUUAGGGCGUGGUGGAGAUGCCGGGAGCCUGCUGCAUGGAAAUGCAGGCCGCAGGCUUGGCUGCUGCAUUAUCGGGAUUUCCUCUCCUACUCUCUGGAACAUGUACAACAAGCAGAAUAACAGGCCGCUGAGGAGAAAUUAAGAGUAGAGUAAUGCUGUAUACUUUUAAUCAGCUCACAGAUGUUGCCUUUGUAUUCAUUCAGUCAUUGUAUCUGUUGUAUUCUGUGUCUGAUACUAAGAAAAAUCAAUGACUCAAUCACAUCACCACUUUCCAAACAUUCAACAGUAGCUUAUUAGAUGUAGUGGAAACUUGCCUUAAGAACGUGACCCACCAAAUUUGGUUCAGACAUCCAUGGUUCCCAAAGGAUGUAUUCUUGAUUUUGGUGAUUCUUUGCUUUUUCUUCUAAAACCCAUUAAGUUAGACUCCUUGCAUGAAACCUUACAAAAAUAGACAUUCUGCAUUACAUACUGUAUCAAACUUUACAUUCAGGGCGGUGUGUCACAAUAUAUCAAAUCCUGAUGAAAACUGCUUCUUGUUUUGGAUUUUAUACUUAAAAUACAGUUUUUCCAAAAACAGUAGUUGAAAAUUAUUUAUUUUGCAGAAAUAAAUCCACAUUUGUACACAUUCAACACUUACAGAAAACACAUAUGUCUCUAUGUAAUUACUAUCUGCUGAGUUACAAAAACACAAGAUAUCAGUGCUGGUAAUCUAGAUGUGGCUUCAGUGUGUUACAGACUAAUACAUUCUGUAUAUAUAUAAUAUAUUCUAAACUAAGAUCUGUUUGUUCAGUGUCAACUGACAAAUCAUGUGGUAAAUCAUCAAAUAUUUGCUUUGAAAAAUGUCUGUUAAGGAAUAAAAGCAUGGAUUAAAAUAGAAAA